Spirometra erinaceieuropaei is the source of this 317-nucleotide messenger RNA. NCBI's taxonomy places the organism in Eukaryota, Metazoa, Platyhelminthes, Cestoda, Diphyllobothriidea, Diphyllobothriidae. The record is from the annotation of a GenBank genome assembly.
AUGCCCACCAUGUGCUCCACAACAAGGUGAGACCAGGAGGGUGACUUGCGCUGCAUCUACCGCACUUUAUCUUCCCCACUCCCCACCUGAGCCCGGUGUCCAGACAGAGUCAAGAGGACCGGAAGCGGGGGAGGGGGCAGGUGGAUGACGUGACCAAGCCCGCACCUUGGCGCUCCAAUCCACACCCCCUGGUCCACACCACAAUUAACCAGGCUUUUAAACAGCAGCAGCAGCAGCAGCAGCAGCAGCAACAGCAGCAGCAGCAGCAGCAGCAGCAGCAGCAGCAGCAGCAGCAGCAGCAGCAGCAGCAGCAGUAG